AUGCUUUCAGAUUACCGUUAUGAGACGGAGCACCGCGACCUGCGUCGCGUAAUGGGUGUUGGCAUUGCAAUUACACGUGGUGCUGCCGCAUCGCUGUCGUUUUGUAUGGGACUAAUCCUGACAACCGUUUGCCGGAACGUGAUAACACUUCUGCGUGAAACGCCUUUGCGUGAAUACCUGCCGCUGGAUUCGGCGAUAACGUUUCAUAAAAUCGUAGCAAUUGUGGCU
Messenger RNA from Gongylonema pulchrum, 228 nucleotides. NCBI's taxonomy places the organism in Eukaryota, Metazoa, Nematoda, Chromadorea, Rhabditida, Gongylonematidae. The record is from the annotation of a GenBank genome assembly.